AUGGCGGGUUACAACUACAGCGGUUACGGGAGCUACGGGAGCUACGGCAGCGAGUUCGGUCUUGGCUUUGGCGGCGGUGGCGGCGGCGCGCCAAUGGGCGGCGGAGGAGGCGGGUAUUUCGGUGGCGGAGGCGGCGGCGGGCAGUCGCGCGGCAUGGGCUCGGACUAUGGCUACGGCGGCGGAUUCGACGGCAGCCCCGACAACCCCGCGGCCAAACGGCGGCGACUUGACAGCGUGUCCAUUUGCGUCGACUUCGUGCGGGGUCACUGCUCGCGCGGAGCAAAGUGCAACAAGCCACAUGUGGACUUCGUGGAAUCCAUCGACGAGCGUGAAACAAUGGCGAAAGUGAAGUUCUGCCACGACUUUCAGAACCGCGGCAUGUGCUCCCGCGGCGGUUGCAAGUUUCUGCACGUGACUCGCCGCGAGGAAGAUGAGUUCUUACUAACAGGGACCAUCCCUCAAUCAGUGUUUGAGCGAAUGAAAGAUUGGUCCACCAGUGACGAUCCUAAUUUUGUUGCACCUGAUAGCGACAUGAGUGUCGGUGGAGGUGGAGAUGGAGGAGGAGGACUAGGUGGAGGUGUGGUGGUGGUGGUGGAGGAAGGGGGAGAGGGAGAGGACGAGGUGGGGGAAGAGGGAGGGGAAGAGGAGGGGGAGAUGCGUCAACGCUCCACCUCCAGUUCCGGUGGUGGGAGUGGUCCCUCCUACAGCCAGCCGGUCACCUUUGGCAACUACUGCAUCGACUUCCUGAAGGGAACAUGCUCCAAGAGCACCACCUGCUCCCUGAAACACGUGGAGACAAUUGAUGACCCUGAUGAGAGCCAGUGUGUCCGCGGGUCCAGCUGUAACUUCAAACACGCCUCCAAAGUUGAUUCGUUCAACGAGCGUAUCGCGCUGAGUCGCUCCAUCUUCUGCCGCGACUUCCAGGAGCAGGGCUGCACUCGCUACAACUGCAAGUUGAUCCACACCAAGCGACAGGACGAGCAGUACUUCCUGCGUACGGGGACCCUCCCCGAUCACCUCUGUCUCACGCCAGGCCCGGGCAACAUAGACGUCAGCCACCUCGCCGGGAACGUGUGUCGCGAGUUUGUCAAGAACAAGUGUAACCGCGGCGGGAUGUGCAAGUUCUACCACCCCACACCGGCAGAGCUGCAGAGUCUCCUGAGCAGCUCGGGUGGCAUCAGCAGACCCACGGGUGGAGGGGAGCCGGCCGACGACGAGUUUGUGGUCCUCCUGCGAGAGAACAACACCCUGAAGGAGCGGAUCUCUCAGCUGGAGCGACUCCUGGCCGACGCUUGUCACUGCAUCACUCUGGCCGUGGGCGACCAGAACCCAGCCAUUGCAGCUCUCAUGAAGACCAUAGCUGAGAUGGCUCCCUCCAGCUCUCUAGCUAAUCAGAAUGACGGCCAGGGCGGAGAUGCGAGCGGAAAUGGCAGUACUAUGAAAGCGGAAGGAGCGAUGUAA
Molecule: messenger RNA, 1461 nt
Organism: Geodia barretti
Lineage: Eukaryota; Metazoa; Porifera; Demospongiae; Tetractinellida; Geodiidae
Source: the annotation of a GenBank genome assembly